GAGCAACAGAGCACAGCAUUUUGUCAGCUGCAAUUGAUUCUGCUACUUUCCUGUGGAUAUGGCACUCAACAAGAAAUAUGCUGGUCUUCCAGAUUUGGACCAAGCACCUGAUAUCUACGAGACUCCCGAUCUGACGGACGAAGCUUCCACUCUUCCGACACAAACAAUCCGCACGUCCUCCGAGGCGGACGAAGAUGACUCCAACUCUGAUAUCGACCGACAAGGUGUUAAUGCAGACGAAGCACGCGCCCAAUUUAUGGGGGCUACGGUCGACGCCCGCGAAGUGAAUUUCUCCGAUAGCAUAGCAGCGAAACGAAAGUCAUACAAAAGCAAGAACCGCCGCCGACGGGUACGGGAUGACGGUCUGGAGGAAGUGGGGGAUCUGAGUGACAGUGAGGAGGAGAGUAUGGAAAGAAAACUUGCGCGAUUGCGGAGAGAAGUUGAGGAAUUGAAGGACGAGGUGACUGCUCGACAAGAAAAGGCAGAUGCCGAAACUAAGGAAUCAUCCGCGGAAGGACAGGAGAAGCUGGACGACGGCGUGCAGGAGCUCAGUCGGGCGUUGGAUACCCUCUAUGCUUCCUCUCGCAGCGCGGCAGGGCCGCACUCCGCGGCCGCAACCUUAUCUCGGAAGAUCGCGACAGAUGCAGCCCCCGAUUCCACGCCGCCGCGCAGCCCAGCACCAGAAAACAAGACGGAGGCCUCGGCGUCAGCAUCCUCCGGUGUCCUAUCCCACGCCGCCGCCUUCGACGGCCGCCUUGCCCUCGUUGAAGCAGCAAUGGGCAUCUCCAGCUCGUCGAACCCCUUUGUCGCAGAUGGAAACUCUGAGCCCACCCUCCAACCCGUCCUCCCUGCUAUGGACCACCUCACCUCGCGCCUCUCUACCCUUACAACUCUCCUGGUCGGCCCUGCACCGGCCUCCGCCGUCCCAACCAUGGGCUCUGCACCGCCCUCCACAACCGUCUCAACACCAAACCUCGAAGCCCUGUCCACACGGGUCCGUAAGCUCACCGCGGAUGCUGAGGCACUGGCCUCUGCGCGCAAACGCGCUCUCGAUGCCGCCAAAGCUGCGCAAACGGCAAAGGUCGCUCCCGCUCCUGUCGAACCAUCAGACAUGUCCGUUUCCUCCUCGUCAACGACGGAGGUCGACCCCGUCGCCAAUCAGCGCGACGAACAGGCUACCAAGAUCCAAGCCCUCUAUGCUACUCUCCCCACUAUCCAAUCGCUACAUCCCCUCCUCCCGAGCGUGUUAGAACGACUUCGAUCCCUCCGUGCUAUCCAUGCGGGAUCCGCGCAGGCUGCGGAAUCACUUGACGAGUUGGAACGCCGCCAGGGGGAAAUGAAGAAGGAAAUUGAGCAGUGGCGCGAGGGGCUUAGGGUGGUAGAGGAGAGAAUGGGACAAGGCGAGGCUUCAAUGAAGAGUAAUAUCGAGUUGGUUGAACCUUGGGUGAGAGAUUUGGAGAGAAGAUUGGAUCGGAUGGAGGGGAGCGGCGCAUGAUGUCUUAAUCUCUUGGUCAAUACCCCUUUUGCGAUAUCCCGUUGGACAUAGUUUGAACAUACGCCUUUGGUAAAUAAAUUUCCUAUUAUAUAAACUACUCAACCCGCCUCAUAAUUCUGAUCCUAGGCUCCAUUCUCAAACCAACCCACCAUCCUUUCGUUACAAACCGUCUCACCAACUCCCGUCCCUUCUCCCAAACCCCAAUUGCACGUUCACCUCCAAUGCCUCUCAAAAAACUCUCCUCAACAGACCCCCUCGCCUCCUCACCCGGACGAAGAACUCUAACACCAGCGAAACCGUUAACGACCUCAACAUUUUCCCAACGCGAGUUUGGCCCAGAAGUGAGUCUAGACUCCUCAGGUCCGACGGCUUCAACGAGUGCAUAGUCGAA
Aspergillus ruber CBS 135680 is the source of this 1886-nucleotide messenger RNA. RefSeq names its product dynactin subunit 2. Bases 59 to 1495 code for a protein of 478 amino acids. The transcript is spliced from 3 exons. NCBI's taxonomy places the organism in Eukaryota, Fungi, Ascomycota, Eurotiomycetes, Eurotiales, Aspergillaceae. Gene Ontology annotation, cellular component: cytoplasm; dynactin complex. The record is from RefSeq and is a predicted model, not a curated record. Gene Ontology annotation, biological process: mitotic spindle organization.